This is a messenger RNA of Paraglomus occultum, 1697 nucleotides long. NCBI's taxonomy places the organism in Eukaryota, Fungi, Glomeromycota, Glomeromycetes, Paraglomerales, Paraglomeraceae. The record is from the annotation of a GenBank genome assembly.
CUACUGAUGGGGCGACCGAUAUUGUUGAUUACAUGCACAUAAUUGACAAACAGGCUCGUUCUCUUCAUAAACAACUUCUGCCGUGGUUAAUUAGAAGUGUAGAAGUCAUUAGAGGAGAGGUUUCCUUACGUGUUGAGCUCUUUCCUGCCUUUAACUAUGCUCGUGAUGAGCACACUACUAGAUUCGAAUCAUAUCCGAAUUCGAAAGAUGUGUCGGAUGAUGUUCGCGUCAUCUUCAACUCAAACGGAUUAUCUCUAGACCUGCGCUAUAUAGUCAAUGCCGGAGAACAUGAGCCUCCGAAUAUUACUUGGAAGAAAGUGACGCGUGAAUGGGACUUGGGUCCUGGAGUUGUUGCAGAGUUUACUUUGCAAGAGGGCCAGUCUAUUAAAUUUGUAUUGAGAGAAAUUGUUGACGGGUCUGACAAACAGCCGCCUGGCACGAAAACAUCUAAAGAGUAUCCCGACCCUCCAUUGUCGAUGACUUUGUUGAACACAUUGUUCAAGCAAAGUCUUAGGUUUUGGCAAAACUGGAUUUCUCGGUCGUCGUAUAAAGGUAGAUGGAGAGAACACGUGCAUCGAAGUGCAUUGGCUUUGAAACUAAUGACUUAUGAGCCGACUGGUGCCGUAGUUGCAUCCCCUACUUUCGGUCUUCCUGAAGCUAUUGGGGGCGUUCGUAAUUGGGAUUACCGAUAUACCUGGGUGAGGGAUUCGUCGUUUACGGUCUAUGCUCUCAUGAGGAUAGGCCUGACAGAAGAGGCCGAGAGCUAUAUGGAAUUUAUGUUCCGGCGAUGCCACGAUCUGAAUGAAGAUGGUUCGCUGAACAUCAUGUACAGCAUUGAGGGAGACAAAAUAUUGCCAGAGAUUGAAUUAAAUCACCUCGAGGGCUAUCGCGGCUCCUGUCCAGUGCGUAUUGGCAAUAGUGCAUUCAGCCAUAUUCAACUCGAUAUUUAUGGCGAAUUACUGGAUGCAAUUUAUCUGUACAAUAAAUAUGCCAACCCUGUUUCAUUUGAUAUGUGGUGUAUCGUUCGGCAGCUGGUCAACUAUGUCGUCCAUAACUGGAGGCAAGUUGAUAUGGGUAUCUGGGAAGUCAGGGGAAAGAAACAGCAUUUCACAUUCUCAAAGAUAAUGUGUUGGGUAGCUGUUGAUCGAGACAGGAGCAAAUGGUUAGAGACGCGAGAUGAAAUAUACGAAGAGAUCAUGACUCGCGCAUGGAACCCUGACCAAAGAAUGUUCUCUCAGUCGUAUGAGUCGACUGAUACAUUGGAUUCAUCGUUGCUCAUAAUGCCGUUGGUGUUCUUUCUGAGCCCGACAGACCCUCGGUUUUUGGACACGAUGAACCGAAUCUUACGUUCACCUGCGAAGGGCGGUCUGACAGUAAAUAAUUUUGUGUACAGAUAUGAUCAUCUUGCUGUUGAAGAUGGCGUCGGAGGAAUAGAAGGUUCGUUCUCGAUGUGCACAUUCUGGCUAAUUGAAGCUCUUACACGUGCUGGCCGAUUUGACAAAGACAAGCUUGAACGCGCCGAGUUCAUAUUCGAACAAAUGAUAGGAUUCCUUAACCAUCUCGGAUUGUAUUCAGAGGAAGUCGCACAAUCUGGCGAGUUGUUAGGAAACUUUCCACAGGCAUUUACGCAUAUUGCAUUUAUUAGCGCCGCGUUCAAUCUGGAUCGUGUUCUUAAUGAUAAGCACAAAAUUAUUUAA